Messenger RNA from Urocitellus parryii (Arctic ground squirrel), 1063 nucleotides. It is a transcript of the gene Fads6, whose product is annotated as fatty acid desaturase 6. NCBI's taxonomy places the organism in Eukaryota, Metazoa, Chordata, Mammalia, Rodentia, Sciuridae. The record is from RefSeq and is a predicted model, not a curated record. Gene Ontology annotation, cellular component: membrane. Gene Ontology annotation, molecular function: oxidoreductase activity, acting on paired donors, with oxidation of a pair of donors resulting in the reduction of molecular oxygen to two molecules of water. Gene Ontology annotation, biological process: lipid metabolic process.
GAGCCCAUGGAGCUGGCGCGCGGCGCGUCCAAGGGGGAUGGCGGGGCCGAGGCGCUGCUGGGUGAGCUGGAGGGGCUGGUGCAGGACGUGGUGAGGGCAAGUUCCUGGUGGGAGCUCCAUGGCGUGGAUUGUGCCAUCCUCGCACUCAGCCUCCUCGCCUUGCCAGCCGGGUUCCUGUGCCUGUCCUCUGAGAAUGUCCUGGUCUUUGCCAUUGGCAUCACCAUCUUGGGCGUGUGCCACUCCACRCUCACUGUCAAGGGCAGCCACCUGGCCACUCAUGGUGCCCUCACCAAGUCCAAACGCUGGAGCAAGAUCUGGUUGCUCUUCUUUGUAGAGGUGUGCACGGCCUUCACUUCGGAGUUCGGGAAGUUCAGCCACGUCAACAUGCACCACGGCUACACCAACGUGGUGGGUCUGGGGGACUCCAGCACGUGGAAGCUGCCUUGCCUUAACGGCUACGUCUACAUGUUCCUCGCGCCCUUCCUCAUCCCCAUCAUCACCCCGCUGGUGGCUCUUGAGCGGCUGUGGAAGGUGGAGCUGCGGAUAGCUCUGCGGACGCUGGGCCUGAUUUCCCUGGGCCUUUACUCUCAGUACUGGCUGCUCCUGAACGUGUCCGGCUUCAGGAGCCCCGGCUCGGCCCUGGCCUGCAUGCUGCUCAUCAGGGCCCUGCUGGCCCACCCCUUCCUCCACGUCAACAUCUUCCAGCACAUAGGGCUGCCCAUGUUCUCCCGGGACAAGAAGCCCCAACGGAUCCACAUGAUGACCCUGGGGGUUCUCAACCUGCCCCGGCUGCCCGUGUUGGACUGGGCGUUUGGCCACUCGCUCAUCAGUUGCCAUGUAGAACACCACCUGUUCCCCAAGCUCUCUGACAACAUGUGUCUGAAGGUGAAGCCUGUGGUGUCCCGGUUCCUCCAGGAGAAGCAGCUGCCAUACCAAGAGGACUCGUACUUGGCUCGCUUCCGGCUGUUCCUCAACCGCUACGAGGACUUCAUGGUGCAGGCCCCGCUGAUCACUGAGGUGGUGGGGCUGCAGUGAGGGCUGGGCUCCGCUCCCCGGCCCAGCC